AUGGCGGAGGUAACUCCUCCGACCAGUAUAAAAGUUAACAGUGCAAAAUCCAGUAGUUUGCGAAGUGCCCCAAAGCAAAUGAAUAACACCAACUCCUUGAAAAGAAAAGUUUUGCAAGAACUGUUGGAAAUUAGCAAGAAGGAGAAAGUGACAAAUGCAGAGAAUGCUACACCAGAAAGGCAAACCAACCUCUAUCCGAAUAGCCAUGUAGGCCCAGCCUACGUUGACGUAAAGCUUAAAGGACAAACGUUAAAAAAAUCUAGAGUCCAAAAUCUCAAUCACAUCGUCAAAGCGGUAAACCUAAUGAACGCAGGGGUGUCCGAAAUAAAACCCAGGAGUAUUGGAACGGCAGAACUCAAAUUUCCCAGCAAGGAGUCGGCCAACACAUUUGUGCAGAGUAUGAAGGCUGAAAAAAGUGACCUGGAAGCUUUCAUUCCCUACUAUAGAACAGAGAAAAGGGGCCUCGUAAAAGAAAUUCCCUCUAAUGCCUCGAUGGAGGAAAUAGUUCACAAAUCUGAAUCACCAGCUAAAAUCGUCAAUGCCAUUAGACUCAAUAGGAAAACGUAUGAUCAAGAAAAUAAAAAAGCAAGUUGGUUGCCCAGCGAAACAGUGCUAAUUACAUUUGAAGGCAACACACUGCCCAAUCACAUUAAAAUAUAUGGGAUUCUGAACAUACAGGUUCACAUCUAUAUUGAGGCCCUCAAAAUGUGCUUCAAGUGCAUGAAAUAUGGUCAUUCAUCAGGUCGAUGCGGAAGCACCUGCGUCUGCCAAGUAACCAUUACAAGUUAA
Osmia bicornis bicornis is the source of this 789-nucleotide messenger RNA. RefSeq lists its product as uncharacterized. The record is from RefSeq and is a predicted model, not a curated record. The coding region runs from base 1 to 789 and encodes 262 amino acids. The transcript has a single exon. Lineage: Eukaryota; Metazoa; Arthropoda; Insecta; Hymenoptera; Megachilidae.